UCCUCGGAUUGCAGCAGCAGCAGCAGCAGCAGCAGCAGCAGCAGCAGCAAGCCCGCAUCCGCAGCCUCCGCUAUGGGGGCUGCAGCGGCAGUGUCUGCGCCAGACACUGCCUCCUCUGCGUUUGCUGCAGCGCGUGAAGCGGAAGUACUUGCAAUUGCUUCGACAAGUGCGCCACCACAAGCGGGAGAAGCGGAGGCAGCACCAGUCCUAGCAGAACCACUACCAGCAGCAAGAGCAACACCCCCCGACGGCGAGACAAGCCCGCUGUUAGCCCAAGGGGGGCAACUGCGCACUCGAAGGGCUGCUGCACCCUCUGCUGCUGCUGCACCCUCUGCUGCUGCUGCACCCUCUGCUGCUGCUGCUCCGGCUGCCCGUCUCUCUGCUUGUCCUCUUGGUGGUCUUGCAGCGAUUGCGGCUGGAGAAGCUCUUGCGCUUGAGCAGCCUGCUGCUGCUGGAGAGACAAGUCCCCAAGCCUCGCUUGCUGGCUGUAGUCACUGCCAGCCGUCGGUGUGGUAG
Messenger RNA from Cyclospora cayetanensis, 516 nucleotides. Its product is annotated as testis-specific gene A8 protein-like. The transcript has 4 exons. The record is from RefSeq and is a predicted model, not a curated record. Lineage: Eukaryota; Apicomplexa; Conoidasida; Eucoccidiorida; Eimeriidae. The annotation marks the transcript as partial.